Anastrepha ludens (Mexican fruit fly) is the source of this 2109-nucleotide messenger RNA. RefSeq lists its product as uncharacterized. Lineage: Eukaryota; Metazoa; Arthropoda; Insecta; Diptera; Tephritidae. The record is from RefSeq and is a predicted model, not a curated record. The transcript is spliced from 2 exons. The coding region runs from base 1 to 2109 and encodes 702 amino acids.
AUGCGUUCAACGUCGGCCCCAACAGCACUUCAGGUAUGUAACGGUAGCCAAGAAGUAUUACUGGCUACAGCCAUUGUUCGGCUUCGUAGUUCUUCGGGUGCGUUAGUAGUCGCACGUGCACGUCUCGAUUCCGUCUCACAACUGCACUUCAUUACCGAACGCAUGGCUCAACUGCUUCGUUUGAAACGGGAAAAGGUUCCGUUAGAAAUCAGUGGAAUAGGUUUGUGCGGAGCUAGGUCUCAAUUCUUAUGCAAGGUAGAGAUGCGCUCUCAACAUACAGCCUAUUCGUCAACAAUGGAUGCGAUUAUCAUGAACACAAUAACCCCGUCCCAACCACGCACACCGUUGAACACAUCAGCAUGGAAUAUCCCAAAUAAUAUCGCCUUGGCCGACAAAACAUUCAACACACCAUGCCCAGUGGAUUUGCUGAUAGGAGCAAAAUUUUUUUACGAUUUACUGUUGGUUGGACAGAUCAGCUUAGGCGAGAAUAAGCAAGUCCUUCAAAAAACUAAAGUUGGGUGGGUGGUAGCCGGAGCCGUUACAAACCACCCACUGUUAUCGUCAGCUACGUUGGUUUCAUCAUACACUACAUCUAUCGCGACUGACUGCAUGUUAUCGAAUUCACGAUCAUCAUUACUUGCAGCCAACGCAGCUAAUAUGUCGGCACCAAUACUAGAGCCGUCCCUUGAUCAAAUUUUUGAAAAAUUUUGGCACAUCGAACAUUAUCCCGACCAAACACAAUCUAGCCUAACCAUUGAUGAAAGAGAAUGCGAAAAAUACUUCGAAAAUACUACAAAAAGAUGCCCCACUACCAACAAAUUCAUCGUACGCCUGCCGUUUAAGGAACCACCUCAGUCUUUGGGUACUUCUUAUGAUAUAGCACUGAAACGACUUUUGUCCAUCGAAAACAAACUUCGCCACAACAGAUGCCCCGAAAGGGACUACAAUUCGUUCAUGAAGGAAUACAUCGCACUACACCACAUGAUCCACGUGCCCUUUCCAGAUGCAUGUUUAAACUACAUACCGCACCAUGCGUCAUGCCGAGCAUCAAAUGGCAAAUCUUUGAACGAUAUUCUUCGUGCAGGCCCUACCAUACAAGAUGAUCUUGUUGCAAUUCUCAUCAGAUUCAGGCAGCUUGCCUUCGUGCUAAUGGCGGACAUCACCAAGAUGUACCGCCAAAUCAUAGUAGACAAGGAAGACACGAACUGGCAAUGCAUAUUGUGGCGAGAUGAGAUAACAGAUCGAAUUAAGACAUAUAAGCUGCAAACUGUUACGUAUGGUACGGCAUGUGCACCGUACUUAGCUAUAAAGUGUCUGCAGCAACUCGCACGUGAUCACAUGACAUCACAUCCAAUCGGCGCACCUACAAUUGAAGAUGUUAUCGAAAUCAAGCAGCAAGUCAUCGAAGUGUUAAACAAAUGUGGAUUUCCACUGAGAAAGUUUGCAACAAACGACCCAAGCAUUAUCGCCGACGUAGCCGCAGUGGAUCGUGAAGACAUUAUGCAAGUUGAAGACGUAGGCUAUGUUAAAGCAUUGGGCUUGAAAUGGUCACCAUCUUUGGAUAGCUUUCUCUUCAGUUCCACACAACCACCGGUAUCAUCGAAAGUUAGCAGGCGUAUCAUCCUCUCACAUAUCGCUAGAUUCUUCGAUCCGUUGGGUUUGCUCAAUCCGCUUAUGGUCACCUGUAAAAUUUUGUUGCAGCAGUUGUGGAAGCUUCGGCUGAAUUGGGACGAAAGUGUACCUCCGUCUAUUUAUACACAAUGGGAGUCAUUUUGCAUUAAACUCCCGCUUGUUGAAAAUCUUCGAGUAAACAUGUUAGUAGCAUGUGAUUACAACUCUACUAUACACGCAUUUGCAGACGCCGACAAGGGCGUACGGUGCCACCAUAUACGUGGUAUCCAACUCAACAUCGGCACUACUCUGUGCGAAAUCUCGUGUUGCUCCUACGAAAGAAAGCGGUCCGAAACACGUCCGUUACGCUUGACGUACAAAUUAUUUGGUCCAACACAAGAAGAAGAUGGCGAGUACAGAAUCAGGCACAAUAAGGAGCUGCUUAGUCUCUGCAGUGGCGAAGAUAUUGUAAGAUUUAUCAAGUCGCAGCGCAUCUGA